GGCGUCCUCGCUCCCGGUGUGUCGCCCCGCGUGCGCCUGAGUAGCCGAGGACGUCCCCGGCACCGGAAGUGACCCGGGCGGGUUUGUCUUCAAAUUCUCGGCGAGCAGAAGCAGCGCCGGCAGGUGGUGACGAUUGAACUGGCAGUACUGGGGCGGUGAGCAGAGAGCAAGGUGGGCUGCACUGGGCCCGGCCCUCCUUUCUCGCCGCCGGGACCUCCAUUCAGCCAAUCUCCUGUGCCUGGCGUUGGGCGGUUUUCCGAGGAGCUUGGGCCGCCGCAGACUAGGUGUCUCUAUAGGGCAUGGAUGGCUUCAGGGCAGAAGUAAUCAUACAAGAAUCAAGCUGUAAUCCCAGCUUAGAAGGGAUGAGCUGAGGAUCAAGGAAUGUGAACAUGCUGAGGGUCAGGAACUGGACAAGCUUACAACUGAACAUGAGUCUUCUUAUGAUUAGUGAGAAUGUCAAAUUGGCUCGUGAAUAUGCAUUGCUGGGAAACUAUGACUCUGCAAUGGUCUAUUAUCAGGGAGUUCUUGACCAAAUGAACAAGUAUCUGUACUCAGUCAAAGAUACAUACCUCCAGCAGAAAUGGCAACAGGUUUGGCAGGAAAUAAAUGUGGAAGCUAAACAUGUUAAAGAUAUCAUGAAAACACUAGAGAGCUUUAAACUAGACAGCACUCCCUUGAAAGCAGCACAGCAUGAAUUUCCAGCUUCUGAGGGAGAAGUAUGGUCCAUGCCUGUACCUGUUGAACGAAGACCCUCACCAGGACCUAGAAAACGACAGUCUUCUCAGUACAGUGACCCUAAAUCACAUGGUAAUCGUCCAAGUACAUCUGUCAGAAUUCAUCGUUCAUCUGCACAGAAUCUUCACAAUGACAGAGGGAAAGCUGUUCGUUGUCGUGAAAAGAAAGAACAGAAUAAAGGAAGAGAGGAAAAGAACAAAUCACCUGCUGCAGUAACAGAACCAGAGACAAAUAAAUUUGAUAGUACUGGAUAUGAUAAAGACUUAGUAGAAGCUUUGGAAAGAGAUAUAAUUUCCCAGAAUCCCAAUGUUCGAUGGGAUGAUAUCGCUGAUUUAGUAGAAGCUAAAAAGUUGCUUAAGGAAGCCGUGGUGUUACCAAUGUGGAUGCCUGAAUUCUUUAAGGGCAUUAGGAGACCAUGGAAGGGAGUGCUGAUGGUUGGCCCACCUGGCACGGGGAAGACGCUCCUUGCUAAAGCAGUAGCUACAGAAUGCAAGACAACAUUCUUCAAUGUCUCUUCAUCAACUCUGACUUCCAAAUACAGAGGAGAGUCUGAGAAGCUUGUUCGUCUUCUGUUUGAAAUGGCUCGAUUUUAUUCUCCAGCCACCAUAUUUAUUGAUGAGAUAGACUCCAUUUGCAGUCGCCGAGGGACUUCUGAAGAACAUGAAGCAAGCAGAAGGGUGAAAGCGGAGCUGCUGGUUCAAAUGGAUGGUGUUGGAGGUGCUUCUGAAAAUGAUGACCCCUCCAAAAUGGUUAUGGUUCUGGCAGCUACUAAUUUUCCCUGGGAUAUAGAUGAGGCUUUAAGACGACGUCUUGAGAAACGAAUCUAUAUUCCUUUGCCAUCAGCAAAAGGCAGGGAGGAGCUAUUACGAAUAAGUCUGCGUGAGCUGGAAUUGGCUGAUGAUGUUGACCUUGCAAGCAUAGCAGAAAACAUGGAAGGUUAUUCAGGUGCAGACAUUACCAACGUGUGCAGGGAUGCGUCCUUGAUGGCAAUGAGAAGGCGCAUUGAAGGUUUGACUCCAGAGGAAAUCCGAAAUCUUUCCAAAGAAGAAAUGCACAUGCCUACAACCAUGGAAGAUUUCGAAAUGGCUUUAAAAAAGGUUUCUAAGUCAGUGUCUGCUGCAGACAUUGAGAGAUACGAGAAGUGGAUAUUCGAGUUUGGAUCAUGCUAAAUUCUCACAUGUAAACUGUGAGAAAUGUGCCUUAUGUGUUUGAAUAGUAAUUAAAUGUAGUAAUUCAUUGCACUGAGUGCUAUAUUUUUUUAAACUUGCAUAAUAGUAAGAUUUUUUUAAACCCUUAUGAUUCUGAAUAAAGGCAAUAUUUUUAAGCUGAAAA
This is a messenger RNA of Saimiri boliviensis boliviensis (Bolivian squirrel monkey), 2067 nucleotides long. RefSeq names its product katanin catalytic subunit A1 (gene KATNA1). Gene Ontology annotation, molecular function: microtubule severing ATPase activity; ATP hydrolysis activity; microtubule binding. NCBI's taxonomy places the organism in Eukaryota, Metazoa, Chordata, Mammalia, Primates, Cebidae. The record is from RefSeq and is a predicted model, not a curated record. Gene Ontology annotation, cellular component: microtubule cytoskeleton. Gene Ontology annotation, biological process: microtubule severing.